AUGGAGUCCCGGAGUCUGAGCAUCUCCUGCGUAGCCCUAAUAAUGAUGCUUUUAGGUUUGGUCCAGCAGGAAUGGGUUAAGCUGAAGAAGAUCUCAACAGGGAAUCUAAUGUCCAGCAGUCCUUGGAUAUCUUGUAUCAACUUAAAUUGUACCGAGCUUAGCCCAACAGAUUUAAAGAAGCCAGUCUGGAACCUGAUGGCCACAGCUACUCUUCUUUCCACCAUCCUGUCCUUUGCCUUGGGCUUGGAUUACACUGAUCUGCUUCCUCCCAUCAAAGGCCGCAAGUCCAUCUUUAGCUUUAUCAGCUUCCUUACAGCAGGUACCUGCCUGCUCGCAGCAAUCACACUGUACUACCAAGACCUGAAGAAUGGUAUCAAGGAACAAUACAGUGAUUUCAAAGUGACCUGGGUUUUUCAUUCAACUUAUAUAAUUAUCUUUCUAUAUUAUGCCUGUGGGAUCCUCUGUGUUUGGGACCCACUGCCCAAGUUCUUUCAAUACCUUCUCCAAAAGUUAUCCAAACAAAGUGUAAUAGACAAGAAAGAGACCAUCAAAGAUGAAACAACAGAAAAGAAAAGUUUUCUUAGCAUAGUCCAAUCUCAGAACUUAAGCAAAAUAAGUACGUCUACUAUACCUACCCAAACAUCCCAGGUGACCUGGAACUUAUAG
Gracilinanus agilis (Agile Gracile Mouse Opossum) is the source of this 666-nucleotide messenger RNA. RefSeq names its product transmembrane protein 225 (gene TMEM225). The transcript is spliced from 4 exons. Lineage: Eukaryota; Metazoa; Chordata; Mammalia; Didelphimorphia; Didelphidae. The record is from RefSeq and is a predicted model, not a curated record. Gene Ontology annotation, biological process: negative regulation of phosphatase activity. The coding region runs from base 1 to 666 and encodes 221 amino acids.